Messenger RNA from Ruditapes philippinarum (Manila clam), 1997 nucleotides. RefSeq names its product carotenoid isomerooxygenase-like. Gene Ontology annotation, molecular function: beta-carotene 15,15'-dioxygenase activity; carotenoid dioxygenase activity. NCBI's taxonomy places the organism in Eukaryota, Metazoa, Mollusca, Bivalvia, Venerida, Veneridae. Gene Ontology annotation, biological process: carotene catabolic process; retinal metabolic process. The coding region runs from base 157 to 1905 and encodes 582 amino acids. The record is from RefSeq and is a predicted model, not a curated record. The transcript is spliced from 13 exons.
ACUACGUGAAUGAUCGUUUACAGGUGAAGAAUCUGAAAUCUAUUUUUAGCAACACUCAUAGUAAUGUUCCAAAUAUUUCCGGAGCGACCACAUGCUGGGUAUUUAUUUCUACAAUGCUGAUUAUGUUGUAAAGCUGGAUUUUCUAAGGGAAGCACAAUGCAACUGAACGUUUUACAACUAGGAUGUUGUCUCACUCUUGUGCAAGCUGUACUGGCAUACACCGACAAGGAACUAAAAGAUAUGUUUAAAGAAACUUUUGGUAAUAUAGAAAAGGAGACAAUAAAUGGAGAGGUGACUGUAGACUACGGAAGUGUACCAACAUGGCUGGCAGGUAAUUUUAUGCGACAUGCAUGUGGAGCAUUUGGAGAAACCAACAACAUGAAUGAUUCAUUACCAAACUACAUUGAACAUCUGUUUGAUUGUCUACAAAUAGGCAGCAAAUAUCACGUCGAAAAUGGAGACAUAUCCUUUACUCAGAGAUGGUAUGAAACUACCGUUAAUGAAAUAUACAAUACAUACGGCAGACAAAUGAAUCAAUCAAGUGUCUUUAUGGAAACUGCAUUUUCAAAAGUGAACAAAGAAAUGGUAGACAAAUGGGAAGCUGAAAUGUCUAAUAAAUCGAGAGUGUCAAGCGUUCCUGAUGUUAGCUGGUGGCAGAUUGGUAACCAGGCUGUUGCUAUGACAGAAAUACCUAUCGGUGUUAUUAUCGACAAUGGGGAUGUUUCUCAAAAAGGCUGGAUCAAGUACAAUGAUGAUCACCUUGGAAUACCGGAUACACCGGAGUACGGGUUUACCAAUAAUCCGGCUCACGAGCAGACGGAACAGGACGGAACUUUAUGGAGUACAUUAGUUGUGACUCACUUUGUUUCGCAAACCCACCUAAAAAUAAAGCGAAUCGUGUAUAAAGUGGGUUCGGAUUUAGUUCGACACGUCGUCGGAGCUUACCAUCACCAAGAUGCUGAUCUUAGUAAAUGCAAGGGGAAUGAACCCUAUCCGGAUUUCAGUUCUAGAUUUGGAUACAUGCACUCAUUCUGUAUAACCAAAAACUAUAUAAUCCUACCUGAGACUGGGUAUUUACACGAUCCAUGCGUCUACAGGCGCUACGAUAAGUAUGUACCAUUCUUUAAGCAAGGUUUUCAUUACGAGCCCAACGGGUUUACUAGAUUAUUAGUAAUGAGAAAGUCGGAUGGUGAAUUUGUUGCCAAUAUUACAAUGUCUCCAUUUUUUGUGACUCACCAGUUAGGAGCUUAUGAAGACGGAGAAGUUAUUAACAUGGACAUGCUAACAUACGACAAUGCCAACAUUUACACAAAGUAUACAUAUCUGAAAAAUCUUGAUAUGCCAUAUACCACUGACAUUUCCAGAAUCACUAUCAAUAUGACAGAUUUUACAGCGCGCAUGCGCAGUUUGAGAACUAAAGAUAAAGAUCUAGCAGCGUUUGAGAUGUCAAAUAUUAAUCAUGCAUACAACGGAAAGAAAUACACGUAUGGCUAUAUGGCAAUGAAUUUCGACAGAAGAGAAAGAAAUGCAGUAACAAAGGUUUGCAAGCUUAACGUAGACACUGGUGAAGAAAUCCACUACACUUUCCCCGAGGGACUGUUUGUACAGGAACCAAAUUUUGUCCCUCAUCCAAACUCUUCUAGUGAAGACGAUGGCGUGAUUGUAGCGCAAGGAAUAGAUGGGCGGAAACAUAAAGGAUUCAUGGUAAUCAUAGACGCCAAGACAAUGGAACUAAUUGCUCACGUGACGGCACCAGAUAUGACAUUGUUGGGUCUGCACAGCAGGUUUUUUCCUUUGUAUGUCGGAAGGAAAGGUAUAUCCGGGACAGCAGCGAGUCAUUCAUUUAACAAUAUUCCAGUGAUAACCAUUCUAAUCCUGCUGAUGCAUUACAUUCUUCAAACUUAAACAAAAAGGGUGACGGUGAUCGACAUUUGACAUACCGUUACUUAGAUAACACCACUAAGACGAUGAAUUAAUGUUCAAUUGUGUUCAUAUGA